AUGCAUCUCUUCUGUCGUCUGUUUACGGCCUCUGCUAUCGUCUUGUGGAGAAGUGCUGGCUCAACGACCGUUGGUAGUGAUCGGACCAACGAGGCAGCUCGUGCCAUCGCCACCGUUCCUCUCCUUCGCCACGAGGCGAACGCGUCCUUUGCGUCGACGGAACACUUGCAGCCACCCAAUCUUGCAGUAGACGCGACGGGCCACGACCACCCGAGCGACGACAAGUGGGAGGUGAGAAGCAUCCUGUCACGCUUAGCCGAUGGUGUUGACGCGCUUCGUGUAAGAAUGUCGAUCUUCCGGCCAAGAGACGUGGUCGGCAUUCUUGAGAGGCUUGAUUAUCGACCUUUGGGGGAUGCGACGACCAAUGUCAAGAAGCUUAUGGAGUGGUAUCAGCGAAUCGAGAAGCUUCGAGCCAAGGGCUACGCUUUUGAGGACGAUAUGGUUGCCGAGUACCUGUUGAAGAAGAAGCCCGACGGCAACGUGUUGAAGGCCUUCUUACGUCAAGUUCGUGCACAACGCGCAGAGAGGGAAAGUCCCGUGAGCGGCUUGGAAAAAGCGCUGGCUGCAAAAGACCCGAAACUCCUUGGCCAUCUGGCUCGUGUGUGGUUGAAAUCAGGAGUACGACCUGACGAAGUCUAUCAGGUGAUGCCCAUCGCAGCGAUGAGGAGGCUGGAAGAUGGAGUCCGCACAGACGAGGACUGGUUAGCUGUCCGUCGUGGAGUUGAAUCCUGGCUAGACUAUGUCCACGAGUUCAACAGAAAGUAUCCGGUAAGCGUCUACGACCAGGAAGCCGUUGUAGACCACUUGGUGGGUCACAGAGGAAUGGGCGAGGCCAUGGAACUAUUGGAGUCUUUUAAGCCCUUAAACAGGGGCGCUUUUCACCCGAAUGAUUGCAACUAUCCCCGCCAGAUUGUAUCCGAUGCGCUGACCAGCUACAGCGAAACAGAAGUGAGGGCGUUUCGUCGUGACCUCCGAGCCGAUCGAAAUGUUGAGGAUGUUGCUCAGGGGAUAGAGAAGGUGCUGUCUCUUCGCGACGCCAAUCUAAAGAACGAGCGCCAAAGAUGGUUCAGCGAGGGUGACGUCAAGCUUGAGUUCUCGAGAUGUGUCCAACAGAUGCAGGUUACAACGGUGAACCGUUUCCCGGGUGGUGACUCUGGGAAGCUGGAAGAUCCGUGCGACUGCAAUGGGGACAUGUCAAGGAGUUUUGAGGAAACGUGGACGGCACAUUGCGUGUAUACGCAUUUAAGACCGCAAGACGGCCAGGCGAAGCGCGCGGCUCAUGUACUAGAAGCCUUGCCCAUGCUUCACUACUAG
Molecule: messenger RNA, 1314 nt
Organism: Hyaloperonospora brassicae
Lineage: Eukaryota; Oomycota; Peronosporomycetes; Peronosporales; Peronosporaceae
Source: the annotation of a GenBank genome assembly